UGCAGACGUGUGCUCGUCCUGGAGCGCACCGGGGAUGGACCGCUCCUCGUUCAGUCUUCUGAGCGCUUUGUGGAUUUAGACGUGCUUUCUGCAGUUUUUUGUUGUUGUUUUUUUCCCUCCGUCGUCUGCGGGGACUGUCUGCUGAGAGCGAGGCUCGUGUCGAUCCAACAUGACUUUUCCACAGUGUCCACCGGUCGACGCUUGGUGCUGAACCAUCCAACAGUGCUGUGAAUAAAUGAAAACAAGCAGCUUUUAAUCUGGAAAGGGUUCCUCGUCUCGGUGCUGAGAGUCGACUAACUGUGUGUGAGGGCCUCUGGGAGUACAAGAGUCAAGUCAAGGACACGUUGACCAGGAGCACCACCGCCACCGGCACCACCCCCCCGUCUCCGCCUGCUGGAAGAUGGGAGUGAGAAAAUAAAGCUCUGUGGAGUCGAGAGGAGCCAAAUGAAUUCCCAGGAAUCCUAAAACAAACAGCGUGCAAUCUUGUAAGUGUGUGUAAGAGAAUCAGCCAACCAUGUGGACGCUCGCUGUGACCGUCCACCGCCGCCUGGCUGCCGCGCUGCUAUUGGUCAGCUGCCUCCAAUCGGUAACCGCCACCGAGGACGACGUAACGCCACGCAUCAGCUUCCCCUACAAUGCAAAGGAGAGAUCAGCCAAGAGAUUUUCGGCUGAUGGAGUCUUCAAUUACACCUCUCUGCUGCUCAGCCAGGAGGACGACAUGCUCUACGUCGGAGCCAGGGAGGCUCUGUUUGCUCUCAGCCUCUCGGACAUCAGCAAGACCAAACUGCAGAAGAAUCUGACGUGGGGCACUCCUGCUGGAAAGAGAGAAGAGUGCAGCUUCAAAGGGAAAAACCUUGAGACUGAUUGCUUCAAUUACAUCAAAAUUCUCCUGCGACUGAACAGCACUCAUCUUUAUGUGUGUGGCACCUUUGCCUUCAGCCCUGUCUGCGCCUACAUAAACACGUCAACGUUCAGGCUGGAGAGAGACGAAGUGGGCGAGGUCGUGAUGGAAGACGGGCGCAGUCGCUGCCCUUUCAAUCCCGAGUACAAAUCCACCGCCAUCAUUGUCGAUGGUGAAUUAUAUACUGGUACAGUUAGCAACUUUCAAGGCAACGAACCAGUCAUUUACAAGAGUUUAGGGCAGGGAAGUGCUCUGAAGACAGAAAACUCCUUAAAAUGGCUCCAAGAUCCGGUCUUUGUGGGGUCAUCUUACAUUGAGGAGAGCCAGCCAAUAGGCAACCCUGUGGGCGACGACGAUAAGAUUUACUUCUUCUUUAGCGAGGCGGGGAAAGAAUUUGACUUCUUCGACAACACCAUCGUGUCCAGGAUUGCUCGCGUGUGCAAGGGCGAUAGGGGGGGCGAGCGGGUGCUGCAGAAGAAAUGGACCACCUUCCUGAAGGCUCAGCUCCUGUGCUCGCUGCCCGACGACGGCUUCCCCUUCAACAUCAUCCAGGACAUGUUCGUCCUGAAGCCCAUGGGAGACAGCUGGGAGAGCACCGUGUUUUACGGCGUCUUCACUUCCCAGUGGUAUAAGGGUGCCUCGGGGAGCUCGGCGGUGUGCGCCUUCACCAUGGCCCAGGUGGAACGAGCCUUCAGCGGCCGCUACAGGGAGGUCAACAGGGAGACGCAGCAGUGGUACACCUACAACCAUCCCGUACCAGAACCCCGGCCCGGCGCGUGUGUGACCAACCAUGCCAGGCAAAUGGGCAUCCAGUCGUCUUUGCACAUGCCCGAUAAAGUGCUCAACUUCGUCAAGGACCAUUUCCUGAUGGACAGCGUGAUCCGCAGCGCUCCUCUGCUCCUGAAACGUAGCGUGCGCUACACUCAGAUUGCCGUGCACAAGAUCCAGGGCAUGGAGAGGGCUUACGAUGUGCUCUUCAUCGGAACGGAUGAUGGAAAGCUGCAUAAGGCCAUCAACGCCAAUGACAAGAUGCACAUUAUAGAGGAGAUGAUCCUGUUUCCUGAGCCUCAGCCUGUGCAGCACAUCGAACUGGAUCCUCAAAGGGGCCUGUUGUUCGUGUCGUCAUACUCGGGCCUGGUGGAGGUCCCAGUGGCCAACUGCUCAAACUACCUGAGCUGCGGCGAGUGUGUGUUGUCCAGAGACCCUUACUGCGCCUGGACCGGGCGGCUGUGUCGGGACGUCCGGAUGGCUCCUCCUGACAGCCACUGGCAGCAGGACGUGGAGGAGGCCGACACGUCGGCGAUUUGCAACAGGACUUUUCCGAGCCCCAAAUCCACCCGGCCGGCAGCCUCUCGUGGCUCCCCCUGCCAGCUCAUUACGAUCCCUGCCAACACUUUCAGAGUGCUGCCCUGUAAGCUGCGGUCUAACCUGGCGCGCAGGAGAUGGCGUUACAGCGCCAGCGCCAGCCAGUUCCUCUACGCCACCCCCGAGGGGAAUCUGGUGGUGGUGGCUCAGUCCGAGAGGACGGAGACGUACGAGUGCUGGUCGGAAGAGGAGGGCUUCCGUCAGCUGCUCGCCAACUACUGCGUGAGAGCGGAGCCCCGCCAGGAAAGCACGACCCUGAUGGGUCACUCGCGCACGCCCCACAUCACACGGGAGGAGACCAUCAUCCUGCCCGGCGAGUCCCGGUCCGAGCAGGUCCACACCAAGACGUACUGGAACGAGCUGAUCGUGGUGUGCGCUCUGCUGGCGUUCUCGCUCGUGGUGUUCUCCCUGUUCGUCAUCUACAGGAACCGGGACCACAUGAAGUCCAUGCUGAAGCAGGGCGAGUGCCCCAACAUGCAGCAGAAGAAGCCGCGGAUCGUCGGGAAGCCCACCGAGAGCCUGCCGCUCAACGGCAACACCAUCCCCGUCUCCACCUCAGACCACAAGGGCUACCAGACGUUAAACGACAACUACAUCUGCAGCACGCCCACGCACGAGUCCUCGCCGGACAACAGCAAGAGCUUCUCCGAGGCCUCGGACAGACGGCCGCUCAACCUGAAGGAGAGCCACGUGGAGUACUCCCCCACCUGCCCUCGGCCCAGGGUGCGGCUCGGCUCGGAGAUCAAGGACUCCAUCGUAUGAGAGCGCAGCGUCCGCGGAACAGUGGCGUCCUGUGUCACCGUGGGAGAUACAGUCCACCGAGCGAAGGAGAGGAGACCCUGACAUCCUCCUACAUCACAGCACGUCUUUCCUUUCAGCCAUCUUUCGUUCUGUGAGCAGUGCGGAGGUCGUUUUCUUUCAUCAUUUCCACUCCGGAGCCGGAGGUUGGCCUGGUUGGCCACAAUAAGGUCAGAAAAAUGAAGCAGCACAACACUCCGGUUUUAACCAGGUUCACAAGUCAUGGCAGCUGUUACGUGGAAUUAUAACAGUCUUUUUUUAUUAUUAUUAUUAUUAUUUUGAACCAUUUUCAUAGCCACUGACUUCAUAUGUGUUUUAGCACAGGGCUGGAAAAUAAUGGGAAGGAAAAAAAAGAAAAGAAACAACGAGCAGAAGACCUUUCUCCCCUACUCAGUGCUUGUCUCUAUGUGUGCAACAUCCAUCAAUAGAUUGUACAGUGGAUGUUCAUCACAUGUACAAUUACAAUAGCAGACAAUAAAUCCAGGCACUGGUAUUUUUCUCAGCCCUGUUUGCAUAAUCUUGCACAUUUAACCACAGAAGGUGGCUGCCACGCUUCUGUUAUUAUGCACACUAGAAACAACCUACAUGAUGACCAAGAGCUCAUGCUUAGGAGAAUAUGAUACAGGUAAACCAUCGCAUCGUAUGUGGAAGCAAGUCCGAAGCACAUUUGUUCUCUUUUUCGCUGAAUAAAUGACCUGACUGAGGAGGAAGAUGUGAAAGAUUUCCAGGAGAAUCGGCAGUAUCAGACCUGCACUGAAACGAAACAAAAAACUGCAACGUCGAUACUGAUGAUCAUAAUUGAUGGUCAGGGGCCUAAAGACUGACACUUACCUCCUGAAUGUAUGAUGUUUGUUGAACAAAAGUCCGUCUCACUCACAAAACUGUGCACCGCGAACAAUUCUAGGGAAGCGAUUACAAUUCUGCUCAUCUGAGAUCAUCCUGUUGGCCACGUCAGGCAGCGGGGAGCCUGCGCAUCAAUCCUGACCAAGACACAGAUGCCCGGUUUCUUCUGAAGUGAUUAUGGGAAAAGAGACAUUACAGAAUGCAAAGAAGCAAAAAAUAAAUAAAUGGAAAAUACUACACCUCUUUUCAUAUUCAGGGCAGCACCAAAAUCAUCAUGUGCACUGUGCCAAAACAAAACUAAAUGAUUGUCUUACUCAAAUGCAAUAGUGCCAUUCUGCUACCAUCACUCCCAUCUCAUGCAUCCUAUUAACAUUGAUCACUGUCAAAGAGCACAUGGUGAUGGAUCUAACCGGGUUUGGGUUUCACAAGAACUAUUGUGGCAGUAAUAACAAAGAAAUAAAUGUGAAAUGCAAAGUUGGGAAUUCUCUCCGAGACUGUUAUCUCAUAACAACUUUUUCAGAUUGUGUCGAACAAAGUAAUGUACUGACUGGUAAAUGUUGAACUGGGGCCAAAGGAUACAGCAUGGAGAUGAUCUGCCAUGUGGCUGUCGGGUUAAAGAACAAUCUUGUGUCCUUCUGCCUUCAUACCGACAAAAAACGGGAGAUAUUUAGCCUAACAAGCGCUCACAAUAGAAACUUUGUGGUUGUUAAUAGCCCGCUUGUGUUGUAAAAGAAUAAAUAAUGUGGCAGUAGAAGAGAGCUAAUAGACUGAAGCUGCACAAAUUAGUGAUCUAGAUGCACAAAGCUUCGUGUCGGCGCAAUAUAACCCCUUCCCCACCAGGUUACAUGUCCCACAUGCAUGGCAUUCACCACUCUUGGUCAGAGGUCCAGGUGACGUUAAUGUGAAAGCACAAGUAAUCAGGGUGACGAAUACUUACAGGUUUGCACAUUUCAGUGGAAUCGGAGCAAGUUGUGAGAACUGCAACUACUGAGACCGAGGGUGUGGCUGCUAAGUCGGAAGAUUUAGUAGAAAUCAGUUCUUGCAGGGACCAGUGCAGCCAUUGGGAACACUCUUGCACCCACAUCACUUAGACUUUUGAGACUUAACAGACUUUUCCCAAAGAUGCAGGAAGCCAACUGUGUUGUGUAAAUCCGAGUGAGACGCAUCGACACAGCCGACGCGGCGCCACUUUUCUUAGGAGACAUCAAGAGUUCACUGUAUUGAUCGCGUAGACGUACAGUAUAUAUUCCAGUGUCACACAGGAUCAGCAUAAUGCUAUUUUCAACACGGAGCAGACGAUGAAACGCUAUGUAACGGCUACAAGUUGACAAAGUAACUGCACAGCAUACUGCGCAACAGUGGUCAGUGUUUCCUUUUUUGUUUUUUUUCCAAAAAAAAAAAAAGUUUUUGUGUAUAUACAGUACCUGUGCUUAAUAUUGUGUGUUUUCAAGGGACCUUGUGCAAGAUGUGUUGUAGAGAUAGUCAUGAAACUAGAGAGUGAACACUGCUGAUCUUAUUCUUUUUUUUAUUUUGUUUCAUAGUGCUUUACUGCCUACUUCAGCAUACAUUUCACCCCGCUGUUAGUUCAGCACCUGGGCUGGUUUGUAUCAAGCAUGUCGAAGCAGGAGAUCAAUCUGUUCUUCUUUUGGUGUCAUGCUGAAUCAAAGGGGUCACCUUAUUGUUACAUUUAAAAAAAAAAAAAAGGAAAAAGACAAGAUCUCUCCUCUCUGACCAAUUACAAAGGAAAACACGUCGUGCUAACAGCUGAAAUU
Molecule: messenger RNA, 5679 nt
Organism: Salarias fasciatus (jewelled blenny)
Lineage: Eukaryota; Metazoa; Chordata; Actinopteri; Blenniiformes; Blenniidae
Gene: sema4bb
Product: sema domain, immunoglobulin domain (Ig), transmembrane domain (TM) and short cytoplasmic domain, (semaphorin) 4Bb
Exons: 16
Coding region: 515-3028 (837 amino acids)
Biological process (GO): negative chemotaxis; axon guidance; semaphorin-plexin signaling pathway
Cellular component (GO): plasma membrane
Molecular function (GO): semaphorin receptor binding; chemorepellent activity
Source: RefSeq, a predicted model, not a curated record